Messenger RNA from Ctenopharyngodon idella (grass carp), 6793 nucleotides. It is a transcript of the gene ppp1r3ab, whose product is annotated as protein phosphatase 1, regulatory subunit 3Ab. Bases 1422 to 5183 code for a protein of 1253 amino acids. Gene Ontology annotation, cellular component: protein phosphatase type 1 complex. Gene Ontology annotation, molecular function: glycogen binding; protein phosphatase 1 binding. The record is from RefSeq and is a predicted model, not a curated record. Lineage: Eukaryota; Metazoa; Chordata; Actinopteri; Cypriniformes; Xenocyprididae. Gene Ontology annotation, biological process: regulation of glycogen biosynthetic process. The transcript has 4 exons.
UCUCGGUUGAUUAACCCAAACCUUGCUUACUCGAGGUAUGCUGGUUCCAAAAAUGGGUCCGGGAAUUAGUUCAGCCAACCCAGAGUAUUCCCGGUUAUCACAAGACAUUCUCAACAGAGUAACGAAUGGAUGAUUCCCCAUGGAAACAGACGCUUAAAAAAGCGUGCCAGUACCUACGUAGUGCACAUCGCCACCUAUUUGGUGGUUGUGCAAUCAUUUUUUCCAAUCUUUUCAUUUAAUAAAUAAUCUUUAUUCACUAUGUAUCACAUAUGUAUUUUAUUAUAAAAAUGAUAGCAUAGAAAAUGUCCUGUUAUAAAAAGGGAAAAAAGCAGAUCCAUGUGUGAGAUGACAAUAAAUAGUAAAAAUAAAUAAAUAAAAAUAAAUACAUAUAUUAGAAUUGAAUAAACAUUUAAACAUUACUGCUUUAUAGUAUAUAUCUAUAUAUAUAUAUAUUCUGCAUCUUCGAGUUUAAAUGCUUAAAUGGAGAACAUCUUCUGGCCUUCAAUCUUGAAGUAGGGAAAACAUUUCCUCAAUGUGCCACUAGAUGGAGGUAAUGUAGAGCUGUCUGGAGGCAGAAGAGAGUAUGGCUUUGGCAAACAAGGCAAAAAAGGUCAGGGAAGUUUGCUUGUGACAAGAAUCUCGUUGGAUCUCAGUUGGUUUGUAAGACAGAAAUUACUUUUCCUCCACUGUAUAUUUUGUUUCUCCUUGGUGUCCAAUUAGUUUUAUUCAAUCAUUUUGAAGCCACAUGACCUGUGCUUUCUGAAAGCCGUGGCUUUAAAGAGAAGUUGUUCCAUUCGGUGGUUUUCAUAUGCUACCAAAGCUUCCUGUUUCUGUUACAAAAUAUAAGUCUCUUACAAAUAUGGGUAAUCACGUUUUAGUUUCCCACAGAUAAGCAAAAGAGAAAGUUUGGUCAUAAAUAAGUCAUAAUUAUGUGCAAUAUUACUCUAUUUUAUUUUAUGAGAAAAUGCUUGUAUAAAUAUAGAGAAAUAUACUUAUGAAUAUGAAUAUAUUUAUGAAUGAGCACAAACCUAAGCCUUUUUAAAAGCACAUGCUUCUUUUUAGCAAUUUAGCAUGUGUACAACUGACUAGAAUAUUUAAAAGUAUCACCCAAAAAUGUUAACUCUGUCAUCAUUUACUCACCCUCAUGUCUUUUUAAACCUGUAUCAUCUCCUUAAAGACACUGAUAUGUUCGCUGUGUCUGUGUAUGCAUAACAAUGUUAUGUUGUUUGAAGUGUGUCUGUGACAUAUUUUUUCAUUGCUCCCCUGAGCUCUGACUGCAUUGCUCGAGUUGUUUCUGCCCUAAAUAUAGAGCUGGCUUUUCCCUACAAUGUCAAAUGUAACUUGAUUCCAUAAGUUUAGUCACAGCACGUCAGUUGCUGGCCGACAGGCUGAGUUCCUCUCACUCUGUCCAGCACUGCCUGAUGGAGUCUGUGCGAGCACUGGGCAGCCCCAUUGGGGCCAACCUACUGAGCUUGCCGGCAACCUGCCCCUGGGAUGAGGAUGAGGAUUCACUGGGUCUGGAAGGAAUCAAGCCCAAAUCUUCGCCAAUACCAAGACGACGGAGUUCAGUGUCCUCAGAUGACUCCCUGCCUCCCCCUUCGAGCAGCCGAAGAGUGUCCUUUGCUGACGCCUUUGGUUUGAGUCUCGUCUCAGUGAAACAGUUUGACACUCGGGGAGUAACAACACCAUCAGGCCCUCUGGAGAGUGACUUGAAUGAAGAUAAGGAGUAUUACAUGGUUCCUCUCUUCACUCUUCCACAGACCGCAGAGGAGCUAGUCUUGCGGGUUCAUGAGCAGAAGCUGGAACUGGAGAGUUUGGAGUUGCUUUCUGGGACCUCAACCCUAAGAGGAAUCGUUCGAGUGCUGAAUGUGUGUUUUAAUAAGAUGGUCUAUGUACGCACCUCUUUAGAUUCGUGGAGAAGUCAUUUUGAUCUGUUGGCAGAGUACGUACCUGGGUCAAACAAUGGUGGGAUGGACUGUUUCUCCUUCAAGCUCACACUGGUACCCCCAUUCGGAGAAGAGGGUGUGAGGGUUGACUUCUGUUUGCGAUAUGACACAUCUUUAGGCACUUUUUGGGCAAACAACAAUGACAAGAACUACUCUCUGUUUUGUUGUGAAAAAAUAAAGGAGAAAGCCCCAAAUGUGUGUGAAAACAGAAGAAAAAGCUGUCUGAAAAUAACCAGCCCAAAUAUCUCUGUUUCAACUGUGAUGGCAACAAAUAAUGAGGAACUUCCUGAUAUAAAUCUAAAUUCUGGAAAGGCCACUGGCCCUGGAUCUCCAAAUGAAAACUCUGAAAAACCUGAAAAGGAAAGCAUGGAAUUAGUGGAGGAAAUAAGCAGAAACCGCAGCCGAAGGAGCAGAAGAAGGGCUGUGCGAUUAGCAAAAGUUAAGGAGCACUUUGCUAAGAGAGAAGAAAAAAUGAAACAAGGGACCAAGACCAAAGAGAGUGAAGUUACAGCAGAGACCAGCAUGCAGGAACAUGCGUCAGUGCUGGAGAAGACAGCAUGCAGCCCACAAACAACACAAACUGCUCAACCGCCAACAUGCAACCAAAUAUCACCCUCACCAGCUGAGUCCUUAAAAUCUGCAGAGUAUAGUGGAUAUUCCACUGAUAUUUACAGCCAAGCUCUUACACAACAUAAAGAAGCCGUGAUCAACACCAAGACUAAUUUAUUCGAAGCACACACAAAUUUACCCCUUGAAGACUGUGGUGAAUCAAUUGCAUGCUCUGCUUCUGAGGCCCUGGAAGACAUCCAACUUACUGAGGACCUUAAUGACCAAAAAGGUUCAAUCAAUCAGUCUUUUCCUGUAUGCCAAAAUCCUGAUUUGUCUAUUUGCAAAAAUGUUGAAAGAGCAUGGGAGCACUUUGAGAAGGACGCUAAGCAAAGAAUUAAAAGUUUGGCAUUGAGCUCUAAGAUGGAUCAUGAGGACACAAAUAUUAAUGAUGGAAAACCAGAAGAGAAUGUGAGUUUGAAAACUACUAACUCAGAGCCUCAACUGUUUUCUCAAGGCUUUACAUUUGGGACCAUUGUAGCCCCACUUUAUCAUCAGGUUUUUAAAAACAUGGAAACAGAGAGACAAUACUUUUUUCCAAAAACAUUACAAGUAGAUAGGUCAUUAAGGGAACUAGAGAGCGAGAGUUUAACAGCGGUCACGGCCUCUGAGACCACAGACAUUUGGCCAGAGUCUUGCAAAUCUACAAAACAGACAGUACAUGAUAUUAGUGCUGGCGCCUGCAAAGAAUCAACAGAACAGAACUCACAACUUACAGUAAACCCAACCAAAAAUCCUCUCUCUGAGCCAAAUAAGAGUAAACAUGUUGAGAUGUCGGAAAUUUCUCACAAUGAUUAUACUGGUGUUUUCAGAAAAUACCCAAUAGAUAAUACAUUUACUGAAACAAACCUUCCAGAAGUCACAUCCAGGCAGCUAGAUCCUCCUCUAGGAGAAAUUUUACCAGUGCGCACAUUAGCUUUGACUGAAUAUUCAUUCCAGGAUGAUCCUGGCCACAGUCCAUGUUUGUAUCCCCUACACGGACCAGAAUAUUUAGUCCCUACAAAUCAAACAAUAGAGUCCGGUAUUGACAACCUACCUGAACAGAUACACCCUUCAUCACCCACAUCAGUUUUAAAAACUUCAUUAUCUUUAGAUAAUCAGAUGUCUAGUAUCAAAAUUGAACCUGCAAAUAUUAUAAGCAGUACCUCUUGCAUUUUUGCCCAAUCUCCUGAAGACCCCAAAAUGCUCCUGACUUCAGGGAUCGUCUUGGGUUCCUCUAAUGAUAAAUCAGAGCUUGACAGCUGUAAGCUAAGUUUGAACAUUGAAAAAUCUGAAAAACUUUCUCAUUUAGCAACAGCCAUGCUAACCGAACCAUAUACAGAAUUGGAGAACACACAGAUAGAUAUGAGCAAUACUUUGGAGAGCUGCCAAAUGAAUGAAAAGAAGGAACAAACGCUCGUCGGUUCUGCUACACAGACUUCAGAGACAGAGAGCUCAAGCAUUAUUGAGUUUGAUGGUGAACAUAACACAUUAGUGAAUAAAGAAGUGGAAGAAAUUCACAAAAUAAAAAAUGAUGAAAGCCUGGAAGAAGGAAAUGGAAAUCAAAUAGAGAAGGAAAAACAAGACAAAGAGGAGAAAGAUCAAGAACCAAAAGAACAAGAAGGUGCAGAAGAAAAACUUGAAGAUAAAGGAGGAAUAAAUAGCAUUGAAGAUGAGCUUAAAUACAUAGAUGAUGAAGAGGACUUGGAUGCAAUGGAAACUGAGAGAGAAAAGAAACAACAAGCAGAUGCAGAUGAUCUGCUUUCUGUUGAAAGAGAUUCUGAGGAACAGAAGCAGAUUAUAAGUACCAGCAAUGUUAAAUCAUUACCACAACAUCAUACUGACUUAAAUGAAAUAGAAAAUCUUGGUGGAGUUGAAAAACAGGACAGGCACUUCAACAGUGGAGUAGCAAUUUGUGAGGAGACUGCAUCUUGGCAAGAAUUAUCUCAAAAGAGUGAUACUGAACUCAGUGGAAGUAUGCAAGCUAUGGAGAAUGACUGGGACCUCAUUGAAUUUAUUGAUAAAGAAGAGAAUGCGUGCUGUGGAAGUGAGAACAAUGACCGGGAAACUACUGAUGAUGUGAACAAUAUGCUGGAAAACAUGGAUUGCCAGGCAAAAGACUCAAUGAAGAGAGAUCUCGAAAAUGUUGAAGACAACACCUCAACAGAAUCACAGAUUGAUGAUGAGAUGGAGCUGUACUUGAACAGUCUGAGGAAUUCACAACAGUCAGUAUUCAGAGAAGGCACAAUGAGUGGAAGCUAUGGCAAAAGACCCUCAGUGAGUAAAGGACGGCCAUUAGCUAUGCCUUCAAUCUCGGAGUCUGUGGAUGAGGACCAGCCGCAUAGUUCCCUAGAAGAUUUAACAAAUAUCGAGUACAUCAUGGAGCUGGAAAGAGCUACGCUGCCCCUAGUGGACAGGAAUGAGCAUGUCAUUGGACGUAAUGUCUUGUGGUGGAAAGAGUUUUUGUCUUAUGAUAAUAUGUCAAGAGUGAUUGGAUACACAUUUUUUUUGAUAGUGUUUUUGGUUGCAGCAUAUUAUUAUGACUUCAUCGCAUGUUUUGCCCUAUAUCUUCUUACAGUAUAUUGGCUGUUUCGACAAGGGGAGGAAGAGCCACUAAAAAACUCUCGGAAAGGUGACAGAGGAAUGCAGUAAAGAUGAUUUAUGAACAUUUUUGGAGAGUUUAGUAGAAAUGUGGAAGUGGAUCUGAAUACAUGUUCUACGAAUACAACUGUUGUAUGACAACAUUGAUUAUGUUGUCAUACUGAUUAUAUUGAUUAUGGAUUAUGUGGAGGUAUUUAUCGCACAUAAGAAAAACAUGAUUUUAAAUAAUGGCAGACUUUUGUUACAUUAUUUGCCAUUCGAGUCAGUAUAUUAUUUCCCGGCUGUAUGGACAAAUACAAAGUUCUGUCAUGAAACUCUAGAUGGCGCAGGAUUAUAGGUACAUGAUUCAAUCUGCUUGCAAUCACAUCAUUCUCUAUAGAGCACAGCUGAUUGGUUCCUGCUCUAUCAGUUGCUAAUGAACUCGUUGCUCUACCUUUGAAUACUCGGUCAGCAUUUGCUGUAGCAGUUGCUACUGCGCUUUCAGAAACCCUCCACCUUCCCCAGCUCCACCUGUAUAAAUCUGCUACGGGUAAUUCAUGUACGCUAUAUUGUACAGCAGCAGCAUGUCUUGUAUGUAUUUACAGUAGCAAGUGCCGUACUUGCUCUGCAGCAACAGCAGCAAUAACAGCAGCAGCGUAGCAGAUCUAUUCCGAAACAUAUCAACAUUAUCAUAUCCAUUACCAUACCAAACACUCUUAGAGUUGUCAUGACAGAACAUUGUUUUUCAAAGUUGGCAUACAAUAUCACAAUGCUCUUUACACAGAGCUGAUCAUAUAGCAAGGGAUUAUAUGGGAUUUAUAUAUGUAGAAAUGGUUGAAUUAUGUGCUAAUGGUGCCUGGUACAUUGAUGUUUAAAGGACCAGUUUUGUGAGUGAAAAGAUUAAGUUUGACAGAUAAGAUUAGUCUUGAAAAAGGAUUAUAGUGCAAUUAACUUUUAUGUGUAACUUUAAUUUCAUAGUAAGUACCUAAUUGGAUUAUAACUUAUAUAUACAUAUAACACAUACAAAGCAGUAAAAAAUAUUUUUUUUUUCUUCAGGCAAAAGGCAGUUAUUUUACAAACAUUUUCACAUAGACGGUUGUACGAGUUUAUUAGAGUUCAAAAAUUAUUAUAUGUUCUUUACGUAUCAUCUUGUUUGUCUACAGCUAUGGUUUACAGUCAGAAAAUUUGACACUACCUAUUUUCUAAAAAGACAUCAAGGGUCACUAUCCUAUUUUGUUUCAACAUACCAUGUUUCAACAUACCAAACAUUAGGGUCUUAUCAUCUCCAAACUGACCAGCGUUUGUUUCAUAAAUACAGGUACUGUAUGUAGACACAGGUGUCUACUCACAAUGAAUAAACCAUGUAAAAUAAACAAUAACUUCCAUCAUUUCAUCAUUGUGUACUCAAAAUAGAUAACAUGUAUGGAAUAAUCUGUUUUUUAUCAAUCUGUUUUUCUGUUGCGUUAUCUAUAAAUUUAUUUUGUCCAAUCAACAGAGUAUUUUUAUUGCAAUUCAAUAUUGUGCACCUGUUAUUAUUUCAAGGUGUCUUUAUCUUGUCUAUUUAUUGUUGGACAUCAUUCACGGAAAUUGCUUUCAAUGAACAAAUGGAUGAACUAUGAUCUCAUCUCCAGGUUAUAUGCAAUUCGUAGAAAUAAAUCUGAUCACAGAUCUCCCCAAAUAGA